Molecule: messenger RNA, 1344 nt
Organism: Microplitis mediator
Lineage: Eukaryota; Metazoa; Arthropoda; Insecta; Hymenoptera; Braconidae
Exons: 5
Coding region: 1-1344 (447 amino acids)
Source: RefSeq, a predicted model, not a curated record
AUGGCAUCAAGUAUUGAAAAAUUAGCUUCAUAUCUUGACGAUGGUGAUAAGAAAAUUACAAAAAAAUAUUACUCUGACUCACAGCAAUUUCAAUUAGCCAUACGUAAAGGUGUAUUUCCCUAUGAAUACAUUGAUUCAAUUGAUAAGCUUGAUGAUACUAAAUUACCUGAAAAAAAAUUAUUUUAUUCCAAACUUAAUGAUUGUGAUAUUUCAGACGAAGAUUACAAUCAUGCCAAACAAGUUUGGAAUAAAUUUAAUAUAAAUACCCUUGGUGAAUAUUCAGAUUUAUAUUUGAAAACUGACCUUGCUUUUGAUGCUAUGCUUAAGCUCACAGAUGUAAAAUUAGAUUUAUUAGAUGAUCCUGAGAUGAUAUUAUUUUUUGAAAAAGGUAUUAGAGGUGGUGUUUCCCAAUGUACAAAUCGAUACGCAAAAGCUAAUAAUCGAUUCAUGGGAGAAGAUUUUGAUCAAAGCAAAGAUGAAUCUUAUCUCAUGUAUUAUGAUGUAAAUAAUUUAUAUGGAGCAGCUAUGAGCAUGCCAUUGCCUCAAGGUUCUUUUGAGUGGAUACAUGAGGAUAUUGAUGUACAAAAUGUUGAUAAAUUUUUUAAUGAUAACAAGUCAAUAGGAUAUAUUUUAGAAGUAGAUUUAGAAUAUCCUAUAGAAUUACAUGAUGAGCAUAGAGAUUUAUCCCUUUGCCAUGAACAUUUUAUACCACCAGGCAGAAUGAAGCUUGUAAAAGUUCAUCGAGUUUUGAAAUUCAAGCAAUCAGCUUGGUUAAAGCAAUAUAUCGAUGAAAAUACUGAAUGUCGCAAAAACGCGCAAAAUGAAUUUGAAAAGAACUUUUACAAGCUUACGAAUAAUGCUGUAUUUGGUAAAACUAUGGAAAAUGUUCGAAAAUAUUCAGAUGUGAGAAUGGUGAACAACAUCUUAGACUUAUCGAAAACUUUUGUUUAUGAUUUUCACUAUAACUAUAUUAAGAAAAAUUUUAAUGUUAAUGAAUCAAAAUUAUUAUACGCCGAUACUGAUAGUUUAAUUUAUUAUUUUAAUGUACCUAAUAUAUAUGACACCAUCAAACGUGACAUUGAAAAACUUGAUACCCCUGACUACCCACCAAAUAAUGUUUACAACAAUCCAUUGAAAAAUAAAAAAGUACUUGGACUUAUGGAAGAUGAGUGCAGUGGUCAAAUAAUGACCAAGUUCGUUGGGUUACGAGCAAAACUUUAUGCAUUCAAAAUUCAUAAGAAUAAUAUAGCUAAAAAGAGAGCUAAGGGUGCCAAAGGAUCCACUUUGCGAAAGAUCAUGUUUGAUGAUUUUAAGAAUUGUCUGGUGGACCAUCUUCUGGAAUAG